GCACUUUGCGGUACACGUAGACAUGAGGCCAUAACCUUUCCGCCUGUCUUCGUCACUUUACAAUAUUUUCCAGUUUGACGAUGUAAAGCGUUCCUCCGAAUUUUUUAUACAAGGUGACAUUUGACGAACACCGUGAAAGCUGUCGCACGAUGAAUCUAAGUAAAACAGAGAAAUUAUUAGCUGCUAAAAAAAAGCUAAAAGAAUUCCAAUUACAAAAAAGAUUGCAAGCACAAGGAGUCUCAAACAAGCAGCAAGAUACAAAUAUAAUAGAUGAAUCUAUAUCACAGUGCCAAACUAUAGAAGCAGAAAAACCUUAUGAUCAAAAUAGUCACAAUGAAGUACAACACACAGAAAACUUAGCCCAAUCUGAGGAACAUCUGGACACAAUAAAUAUACAUACGGAAGAAGAUAUAAUAAAACAGUUUGCUUUCUUUACUUCUUAUGAUGAAGAGAGAAAUAUAGUAAAUCAUGCUCUUACAGGCACUUACUUAAUAGAUAAAACAGAAAAUAAAAUAGUAACAAAUGAAACAAUAGAAAAGAAUGUUUUGGAAAAUAUUAUAUUAAAUGACAGUGGUGAUAAAGAUUCUAUACAUCUUCAGCCAGAUUCACAGCUUAAAGAAAAUGAUGGAAAAUAUAACUUAAACAUAGUAUCUAAUGGAUCACCAAUGGUACAAACAGAACAUUUGUUAGAAAUGGCUUCAGAAGUUUCUAAUGUGCUUACUGAUGAUACAGAUCAUAGUGAUCCAUCUUUGUUUGACAAUGAUCUGAAAUGUCGCAAUCAAUUUUUAACCACUUGUUUGGAAGAGCAGAAACAACUUGUGAAUAAUUUACACAUUGAAGUCAGUCGUUAUCAUAGCAGAGUGGCUGAAUUGGAAGGAAUUCUUGCUACAAAGGAUUCUGAGUUUGAAGCCAAACUCGUUCGUGAAGUAAAUCCUUUGAAAGAGCAAUUGCAAGUUCAUACACAAACUACUGGUAUUCUAAUAGCAGAAAAGGCAGAGCUUACAGCAGCUUUAGCACAGAGUCAGAGAACUGCAAAACAAAAUGCAGAGGAAUUAGAAGAGAUGAAUGGAAAACUGAAACAUAGUCAGCUUCGUAUUAAUGAGCUUGAAAAAGAAUUAGCUCAAACAAAAAAUAAUUCUACUGACACUCAGAAAAAUGCUCAGCAAAUACAACAGAUCUAUGAUGAGCUUGAAAAAAAAUAUCAUGAACUCAGAAAAGAAAAGGAAGAUGUGGAAUUAGAAACUUCAGAGUUAAAACAAAAGUUGAAUUUAAAGAAUACUGAGUUUAUUAAUUUGCAACAAGAAUUUCAAGAAAAAGCAGCUUUACUUUCUUUAAAUGAAUUAAGAAUACAACAGUUAACUGAUACAUCACAAACAUUAGAAUCUCAGCAUCAAACUGUCACAGCACUAGAACAACAAUUAGAUCAAAUGAGAAAAACUUUGCAGUUAGUGAAUAAUGAAAAGGAUGAUAAUAGUAGACGAUGUCAAAGUUACAUACGACAGUUGAGUGGACAGAUAAAAGUAUUGGUCGAGGAGAUUCAAAAUGGACGUGAAAAAAUCAAUGAAUUAGAAAACAGAGAGAAAAGUUAUGUACAACGUUUAUCAGAUUUAGAACAGCAACUUCAACAAGAAAAAGAAAAAAAUGAAUCUUUACUUCCAUUGCAAAAUCGUAAUGAUGAGAUAAAUAAUUUCAAGAAAAAUAUCGAGGAAUUAACCGCACAGGAGGCAAAACUUCAGACCAUGUUAUCCGAAAAAGAAAUGGAAAUUGAAAUGUUAGUAAAAGAAGUGCAAGAAUUACGGGAUACAAAAGAUGAUGGAACAGAUGCAGUAAAAUUGGUACAAGCUCUUGAAAGUGAAAAACUUGGCGCAUCUAGAGCUGUUUCACAAAAUCAACAAUUGAAGGAGCAAUUAACUGAAAUGGAAAAUGCUUUUGUCACGUUGAGCAAUGCUAAAUUAGAUUUGACAGAACAACUUCAAGCUGAAAGAAAUAUUGGCAGAAAAUUAAAUGCAAAAUUGAAUAUUGUUGAAACCGAAAUGGAUAAUUUGAAGGAAAAAUUAAAAGAAAAAGAAACAUCUUUAAUAGAAUUGGAAAAAGAAAAAUUACAAAAUGCUCAAAUUGCAGAUCAAAUGCAACAUUAUCAAGCUCAAUCUCAUCAUGCCCACACACUCCAACAAGAGUUACAAAAUUCUUUGAUUUGUAUAGAGAAUUUAAAAAAAGAAAAUGAAGAACUUAAAAAGGAGUUGGAAAAUAAAAUACAAGAAGAGACAUGUUUGAAAAAUUCCGAAGAAUUUGCGAAUGUCGACAAAAAUCAAUCGAUAAUUGAGAAUGAGCAAAACCAUGAUGACAAUGUAACAACGGAAAACUUAUCACUGCCAGGAAAUAAAGAUGCUUUAAAUGUUUCUGAGCCUAUUAUAAAAUUAGAAAAGAGGUUUAAGGAAACGAUGGAAAAAGUUGCUGAAUUAACUGAUGAAAAGCAAAAAUUGGAACACCUUGUUCUUCAACUUCAAGGUGAAACAGAAACUAUAGGAGAAUACAUUACUUUAUAUCAAAAACAACGAGCAAUUCUAGGAGAAAGAUGGAAGGAAAGAGAGCAAACCUUCCGUCAAUUACUAGAACAACGUAAUCAACAACAACAACAGUUACAUAAAUUAAAAGUAUUAGUAACUGAAUUGCUUAAAAAACACCCUGAAACAUUGAUAAAUUCUACAGAAACUAUGGAUUAUCAUAAAAAAAUAAACACUGACAAUCCUAUGUUAUCUGAAAAUAAAAAGCAAGAAAAUGCAGAAUUGCCAUUAAUCGAAGAUAAAACAGCGUCAGAAAUUCUUGAUGUUCUGACAGAAAUCAAAGACUGUAAAGAUGCAUGUAUUAUAGAACCUAAUUUUCAUCCAUGUCCAUGGUGCUCUGGAAGGCUAAUUACCGUGUAAUCACGAGUAAUUUAUUUUAAUCUUGUUAUAAUAAUAAAAUAUCACAUAUUUGUAUAAUA
This is a messenger RNA of Camponotus floridanus (Florida carpenter ant), 2983 nucleotides long. Its product is annotated as golgin subfamily A member 2. NCBI's taxonomy places the organism in Eukaryota, Metazoa, Arthropoda, Insecta, Hymenoptera, Formicidae. The record is from RefSeq and is a predicted model, not a curated record. Gene Ontology annotation, biological process: Golgi organization. Gene Ontology annotation, cellular component: cis-Golgi network; Golgi apparatus; Golgi cis cisterna. Bases 150 to 2924 code for a protein of 924 amino acids. The transcript has 13 exons.